UGCAUGUAAGGUUAUUGUUAUUUACAUGCUUGUUUCGUGUAAGUAAACCCGGGUAAUAGUUUCGAAUAAUGCAUGAGAAAAAUGAAAAUAUGCUUUGCUAUCUGGUCCUUGAAGAUGGUACGACGUUUACCGGCGAGGCUUUUGGAGCGAAAAAGCCUGUCGACGGGGAAGUGGUCUUUCAGACGGGAAUGGUAGGGUAUCCGGAAUCCUUAACGGAUCCCAGUUAUCAUGCCCAAAUCCUCAUUCUCACGUAUCCAAUUAUUGGAAAUUACGGAGUCCCCGAUAACAACUGCGACGAAUAUGGUCUUCCUUAUUGGUUCGAAUCUAAUCGCAUAUGGGCCUCCGCGUUGGUUGUCGGCGAAUAUUGUGAUUAUCCGAGUCAUUGGCGCAGCAAGAAAACGCUCUCGAAAUGGAUGCAAGAGGAAGGCAUACCGGGAAUACAGGGAAUCGAUACGCGUGAAUUGACUAAAAAAAUACGCGAACGAGGAACGAUGCUGGCUAGAAUCGUGUACGAUCUACCAAUUAACACGAGUCUUAAGAUAGCAGAUCCGAAUACGCGCAACUUGGUGGAAGAGGUUUCCAUGAAGAAACCAAUAACGUACAAUCCUGAGGGAUAUCCAAGAAUAUGCGCCGUGGAUUGUGGAUUAAAGUACAAUCAGAUACGGUGCUUUCUGCGCCGUGGUGCGAGGGUGGACGUCGUGCCAUGGAAUUACGAGUUAAACGCAAAAGAUUACGAUGGCCUGUUUUUAAGUAAUGGCCCCGGUGAUCCAAUCAUGUGCAAGACUACCAUUACAAACCUAACUCGCGUAUUAGCCUCGAAGGAAAUCAAACCAAUAUUUGGCAUCUGUUUAGGGCAUCAACUGUUGUCGGUAGCCAUUGGUUCUUCGAGCUUUAAGAUGAAAUACGGAAACCGAGGCCAUAAUCAACCGUGCAUCCACGAAGGUACUGAUCGUUGCUAUAUGACUUCGCAAAAUCACGGAUUCGCUAUUAAUCCGGGAUCGUUACCGUCAGGUUGGAUUCCACUCUUCACAAAUGCUAAUGAUAAAACUAACGAAGGAAUUGUGCACAAAACAUUGCCGUAUUUCAGCGUCCAAUUCCAUCCUGAGCACACGGCUGGUCCGCAGGAUUUAGAAUGUCUUUUCGACGUCUUCCUCGACACAGUUAAAGAGUACAGCACGAAGAAGGUGGCUGUAAGAGACUUAAUCACUCAAAGGUUGAAAUACACAAAUGGACCGGAGCCAAUCGCUAGUUUCCCCAAGAAAGUCUUAAUAAUCGGAUCGGGAGGCCUAUCCAUUGGCCAGGCCGGUGAGUUCGAUUAUUCGGGUUCGCAAGCGAUAAAAGCGAUGAAGGAGGAGAAUAUCCAGACCGUGCUUAUUAACCCCAACAUCGCGACUGUGCAGACUUCAAAGGGCUUGGCCGAUAAGGUGUAUUUUCUGCCGUUAGUGCCGGAAUAUGUGGAGAAUGUUAUUAAAGCUGAACGACCGGGUGGGGUUUUGUUGACUUUUGGUGGACAAACCGCCCUUAACUGUGGUAUCGAGUUGGAAUUGACGGGAGUGUUUGAAAAGUAUGGCGUAAAAAUUCUGGGGACUCCCAUACAAACGAUCAUAGAUACGGAAGAUCGAAAAAUAUUUAGCGAGCGAAUAGCGGAAAUUGGUGAGAAGGUGGCGCCCAGCUGCGCGGUUUAUUCCGUACAGGAAGCGUUGGAAGCCGCCCAACGUUUGGGUUAUCCCGUCAUGGCGCGAGCUGCGUUUUCUUUAGGAGGGUUGGGGUCGGGAUUUGCCGAUAACGAUGAUGAGCUAAAGAGCUUGGCAACGCAAGCUUUGUCGCACUCCAGCCAACUCAUCAUUGAUAAAUCAUUGAAAGGGUGGAAGGAGGUUGAAUACGAAGUGGUUCGCGAUGCCUAUGACAAUUGUAUUACUGUCUGCAAUAUGGAAAAUGUCGAUCCUUUGGGGAUACACACUGGAGAGUCAAUUGUCGUUGCACCUAGUCAAACUUUAUCGAAUCGAGACUACAACAUGCUGAGAACUGCGGCAAUUAAUGUAAUUAGACACUUAGGCGUUGUGGGAGAAUGUAAUAUUCAAUACGCUCUGUGUCCGACAUCUGAAGAGUACUAUAUCAUUGAAGUCAACGCUCGUCUGUCCAGAAGUUCUGCUUUAGCCAGUAAAGCAACCGGUUAUCCUUUAGCUUACGUGGCUGCUAAGCUUGGUCUCGGUAUUGCGCUUCCAAAAAUUCACAACUCAGUGACCGGUGUGACAACCGCUUGCUUCGAGCCCAGUUUGGAUUAUUGCGUUGUAAAGAUUCCCCGAUGGGAUUUAAGCAAGUUCACUAGAGUGAGCACCAAAAUUGGAAGCUCAAUGAAAAGUGUUGGCGAAGUUAUGGCAAUCGGAAGAAGAUUCGAGGAAGCCUUCCAAAAGGCUUUCCGAAUGGUUGAUGAGAAAGUAAAUGGAUUUGAUCCAUACAUAAAAGCAAUAAAUGAUGAUGAACUGAAAGAACCUACGGAUAAAAGAAUGUACGUACUUGCCGCUGCUCUGAAAAGCGGCUACAGUAUUGAGAAGUUGUACGAUUUGACAAAGAUCGAUUGUUGGUUUUUGCAAAAGAUGAAAAAUAUAAUCGACUUCUACGAUGUAUUGGAAAAAAUUCACCAGCCGCAGUUGACCGCGGACAACCUUCUGAAGGCUAAACAGAUCGGAUUCUCCGACAAGCAAAUUGCUGCAUGCGUCAAAAGCACAGAACUUGCAAUCAGAAAACAGCGAGAGGAGUAUCAGGUGACCCCGUUUGUAAAGCAAAUAGAUACUGUCGCAGCUGAAUGGCCGGCAACCACCAACUACUUAUAUAUCACCUACAACGCGCGUAGUCACGAUUUAACCUUCAACGAGCUCCAUAUCAUCGUGAUCGGCUCAGGAGUCUAUCGAAUCGGAAGCUCAGUCGAAUUUGACUGGUGCGCCGUCGGCUGCCUAAGAGAACUGAAAAAAUUGAACCGCAAGACAGUAAUGAUUAAUUAUAAUCCAGAAACCGUCAGCACAGAUUAUGACAUGUCAGAUAGACUGUAUUUCGAAGAGAUAUCAUUUGAAGUUGUUAUGGAUAUUUACAACUUGGAAAAUCCAGUAGGUAUCAUUCUUUCCAUGGGCGGACAACUCCCGAACAACAUCGCCAUGGAUUUGCACCGUCAGCAGGCGAACAUAUUGGGUACAUCACCGGAGUCGAUCGAUGGCGCGGAGAAUCGGUUCAAGUUUUCGCGUAUGUUGGACCGUAUCGGUAUUCUACAGCCUCGCUGGAAGGAGCUGACCAACUUAAAAUCGGCGAUCAAAUUUUGCGAAGAAGUCGGCUACCCUUGCCUGGUCAGACCGUCUUAUGUUCUAAGUGGAGCUGCUAUGAAUGUCGCUCAUUCUAACCAAGAUCUGGAAACGUAUCUAAAAACUGCCAGUGAUGUUAGUAAGGAACAUCCGAUUGUCAUCUCCAAGUUCUUGCUCGAAUCCAAAGAAAUUGAUGUAGACGCCGUUGCGUGUGAUGGUGUUGUACUGUGCAUGGCGGUGUCUGAGCACGUUGAAAAUGCUGGUGUGCAUUCAGGGGAUGCUACACUAGUUACACCACCACAGGAUAUCAAUCCUGAAACUUUGUUGAAAAUUAGACAAAUUACAAAAGCAAUAGCAGCAAGCUUGGAAGUCACAGGCCCUUUCAAUAUGCAAUUAAUAGCAAAAGACAACGACUUGAAAGUCAUAGAAUGCAAUGUACGUGUGUCGCGCUCAUUUCCGUUCGUCUCAAAAACGCUCGAUCACGAUUUCGUCGCAAUGGCCACUCGAGUUAUAAUUGGAGAAAUACAAGAACCAGUCGACGUUCUAAGUGGAUGCGGAAAGGUUGGUGUGAAAGUGCCUCAGUUUUCAUUUUCUCGCUUGGCCGGUGCAGACUUCAUGUUGGGCGUUGAGAUGGCGUCUACUGGCGAAGUAGCCUGUUUUGGAGAAAAUAGAUAUGAAGCUUAUUUGAAGGCAAUGAUGAGUACCGGUUUUAGCAUUCCUAAGCACUCCAUUUUAUUAUCAAUUGGUAGUUUCAAGCACAAAGUUGAGUUGCUUCCCAGUAUGAGAAUUCUUCGCAAAAUGGGAUAUAAAUUAUUUGCAAGUUUAGGGACAGCGGAUUUCUAUACGGAGCAUGGUGUUGAUGUUGAAUCAGUACAAUGGACUUUUGAAAACAUCGAUGAUAUCACUAGUCAAGGCGAGUUAAAACCUCUAGCGGAAUUCUUAUCAAAGAAGCAGUUUGAUUUGGUGAUCAAUUUACCAAUGCGUAAUGGGGGAGCCCGGAGAGUAUCUUCAUUUAUGACUCACGGAUACAGGACACGUCGUUUAGCCAUAGAUUACUCUAUUCCACUAAUUACUGACGUAAAAUGCGCCAAAUUACUUGUGGACGCAUUGGCGCGCUCUCGAAGACCACCAUUAAUGAAAACGCAUAUUGACUGUAUAACAUCUAGGCAGUUAAUAAAGCUCCCUGGUUUCAUAGAUACGCACGUUCAUGUCAGAGAGCCUGGUGCUACACAUAAGGAAGACUACUCGUCCUGUACCGCCGCCGCCUUAGCCGGAGGUGUCACAAUGAUUUGCGCAAUGCCCAACCCCCCCCCCGCCAUAGUCGAUGAAGAGUCUUUCCAAUUAGUUCAGGAAAUAGCGAAAGAGAACGCUAGGUGUGACUAUGCGAUUUAUGUUGGAGCCUCCUCGAAUAACGCAGCAAUCAUACCAGAUCUGGCUCCGGCAGCUGCGGGCUUGAAAAUGUACCUCAACGAAACAUUCACCACGUUAAAAUUAGACGACUUAACUGUGUGGUCUAAACACUUAGUUAACUGGCCAAAGAAAUCCCCUUUGUGUGUACAUGCAGAAGGUCAAACCACGGCAGCGAUAUUGCUUUUGGCCAAUCUCCACAAUCGACCCGUUCAUGUUUGCCACGUUGCGCGAAAGGAAGAAAUUCAAGUCAUAAAGGCGGCAAAGGAAAAAGGGAUGAAAGUUACCUGCGAAGUGUGUCCCCACCAUUUAUUCUUGUCAACCGAUGAUGUCGCAUACUUGGGGCCCUCAAGAAGUCAGGUGAGACCGGUCUUAGUCAGUCCAGAAGAUCAGAAGGCUCUGUGGGAUAACUUGCACGUCAUCGAUUGUUUUGCAACCGACCACGCUCCACACACGCUUGAGGAGAAGCUAAGCAAAAAUGCUCCACCUGGUUUUCCGGGCCUUGAGACCAUCCUGCCGUUACUACUGGACGCGGUACACUCCGGCAAACUUACCAUCGAGGAUAUUGUAAAUAAGUUCUACCGCAAUCCCAAACGUAUCUUUAAUUUGCCGGAACAAUACAACACGUACGUCGAAGUUGAUAUGGACGAAGAGUGGGUUAUUCCAGAAGCGAUGUCGUUCAGCAAAGCGAAAUGGACUCCCUUUGCUGGAAGGAAAGUCAGAGGUUCGGUUCACAGAGUUGUCUUACGCGGUGAGGUCGCCUACGUGGAAGGACAAGUACUUGUACAGCCAGGUUAUGGGCAAAACGUACGAGAUUGGAAAAUAAAGAAACUAUCCUCCCUCGACUUUAGACCGCCGUCAGGCUUAGAUCGUCCGAUUUCGCCUGCUCCUGGUUUAAUUUUGGAGAAAUUAGAUUAUGACAACGACGGCCAGACGAACGAAAUCUUCUCGCGGCUACUGUCGGAACCUACAAAAGUCCAUUUCUCCAACGAAACCAGUGCGGAUGCCAAAUUUUAUCGUACCGCAUCGCCCCUGCCUACCUUAAAUCCAUUAUCUCGAAUAAAAAGCGACAGUAACCCCAAUUUGAACUUAAUCGAAAACGUACACCCGCAAAUUCAUUCGCACGGUCUGACAGGCAAGCACAUCAUAUCGGUGGACAUGUUUACGAAGGACCAUCUCAACUACAUUUUCAAUUUGGCGCAAACGUUUCGCAUGUACGUUGCGAAGGAACGUCCUCUCGGUCACAUUCUGCAGGGUAAAGUGAUGGCGUCGAUUUUCUACGAAGUUAGUACGCGAACGAGCUGCAGUUUCUCGGCCGCCAUGCAGAGGUUAGGUGGAAGGGUCGUUGAUAUGAACGAGAGUAGCUCUUCGGUGAAGAAAGGUGAGACCUUGGAAGAUUCUAUUGCUGUUAUGGCGGGUUAUGUUGACGUGGUGGUGUUAAGGCAUCCAGCUCCUGGAUCAGUAAUGAAAGCUUCGCACCACUGUCGAAAACCGCUUAUUAAUGCUGGUGACGGUAUCGGAGAACAUCCCACACAAGCAUUGCUAGAUAUUUUCACCAUUCGUGAGGAAAUUGGUACCGUUAACGGCCUUACCAUUACACUCGUUGGAGAUUUGAAGAAUGGGAGGACUGUACAUUCGUUGGCAAGACUGCUCACUUUAUACAACGUGCAGUUACGUUACGUAAAUCCUAAAAACCUCCGGAUGCCGGAUCACAUUUUACAAUUCGUCAACUCCAAAGGAAUACCUCAAGAAGAAUAUGAUAGUUUGGAAUCGGUUCUACCUGAUACAGAUGUGCUGUACAUGACCAGAAUUCAGAGGGAACGGUUCAACUCCCAAGAGGAAUAUGAGGAGGCUUGUGGACAUUUCGUUGUCACUCCUCAACUCAUGACUAGGGCUAAAAGGAAAAUGGUGGUGCUACAUCCUUUACCUAGAGUGUUUGAGAUCAGCGCCGAUUUCGAUACAGAUCCAAGAGCAGCUUAUUUUAGGCAAGCGGAGUGUGGAAUGUUUGUUAGAAUGGCCCUACUGGCUAUGGUUUUAGGGAAAUGUUAAUUUGCUUAAUUCUAAUCGUAUAAUUCCUCAAAAUACAUCUCUUAUAUUUU
Messenger RNA from Photinus pyralis (common eastern firefly), 6799 nucleotides. RefSeq names its product CAD protein (gene rudimentary). Bases 69 to 6749 code for a protein of 2226 amino acids. Lineage: Eukaryota; Metazoa; Arthropoda; Insecta; Coleoptera; Lampyridae. The transcript is spliced from 10 exons. Gene Ontology annotation, cellular component: carbamoyl-phosphate synthase complex; cytoplasm. Gene Ontology annotation, biological process: L-glutamine metabolic process; L-arginine biosynthetic process; 'de novo' pyrimidine nucleobase biosynthetic process. Gene Ontology annotation, molecular function: ATP binding; amino acid binding; carbamoyl-phosphate synthase (glutamine-hydrolyzing) activity. The record is from RefSeq and is a predicted model, not a curated record.